AUGAGCAGCGUCUCCAGCGAGGCUUCUGAUGAAUCAUUGUCAGACAUCACCGAUGGAGACGUGACCCAGGACGUGACCCAGUCGAGCCGGCUCGCCAAGGAGACCACAAACGAUACACCCGGCUACAAGACCUUUCUGUCCUUUGCGGCCGCACACGAUGCAGUGACGAAUGAGCGUCAUGAUCACCUCUUCUGGCCUUCAGAUCGCUGGAUCUACCUCUCCGCCAGCUUGAAAGCACUCGAGCGACGUGUCAAGCCACAAGAGGCGAGACAUAUCGCACCUAUCAUCUGGCGACUCCUUGCUCGUCUCGACGAUCUCCUUGCAAGACCGGUACUCAGAACACAGGCCUACAAAGCGUCAUUACAGAGCGAGGAUGCACUGGCGCUCGUCAAGCUGCGUCAGAAGUGGUCUGUCCGGCGCACAACAAGCAUCUGGGGGAUCGCGCUUUCGUCUGGAGUCAAGCCGAUCGAUCUGGACGGCUCUCCCUGCGACCUGGCUAUCCAACUGGCUAUCGAAAAGCAGCUGCUUACCUCUGUUCCCACACAGUCUAUCGAAUUCGUCAAUGUGAACAAAUUGCCGGACACUUUGGUUCGUUUUACCGACAUUGCCAGCUGGUAUGCAGCCGCACAGCCUACAGCGAUGCCGUACAACUGGUCGACCGUCAGCGUGCGUACGCUCAGCUUGCAGGGCUGUCGGCUCGAUGACUUGCCGGCUCAGCUGCUCGCGGAACUACUUCCGAAUGUGGAGCAUGUCCGCCUGUACCGCUGUGGCUGGCCAGAUGUUCCGCCAUCGGUGCUGGUCUUUCCGAAGCUCCGGAGGAUAAGCACGGACAUCACUCAGAAGCAAGCCAGUAGUGACUCUCUGCCGCCACUACCGGGACCCUCGAAGCUGGAGCGCAUACCGAGCCUUGUUGAUAUUCUUUCUGGCAUGCUCCGAGAGACCGGAGCGUCGGUCGCAGAUCUGCCGGACCAUCUGCAACAUUGCGUCUCACAAAGCUACCGAUGUAGGUGCUGCAGAAGCUUUGUUAGCUCUGCUUCAUCAGACUUUGUCGCUGGCGAUCACGUCGAAGAGCUUUCUCAUGGUCGACCGAGCACAGUCACCUCGAGCAGCGUCGCCGCGAUCGAUCAGUGCUUGCUGCUUUCAAAUCCUUGCUGGCGGUAUUGCCUCGCUUGUCUGCCUCGACAUUUCGCCAACGAGCCCGUGCAGGCCGGGCACGCUGGCCUAUACACCGUGCGCUGUGGCUGUCCAAUCUGCGAUAGCGAACGGAGACAGAAACAUGCACAGUGGUCCAGACGGAGACGCUAG
Messenger RNA from Mixia osmundae IAM 14324, 1305 nucleotides. RefSeq lists its product as uncharacterized. The transcript has a single exon. NCBI's taxonomy places the organism in Eukaryota, Fungi, Basidiomycota, Mixiomycetes, Mixiales, Mixiaceae. The record is from RefSeq and is a predicted model, not a curated record. Bases 1 to 1305 code for a protein of 434 amino acids.